AUGAACCGCAACAUGAGGCGUGGACGUGGAGCUGGUGCCGGUGUUCAACGCGGACCUCUUGGGACUAAUCAUAUUCGUAAUUUAGAUGAGGAGCUAGAGAUUUUGCAGCGUAGACGGGAUCUUUUGCAACGUGAACAAGCAUUACUUGUUAAUGAGCAGAUGUUUAGCAGAAAGAGGCAGUAUGAAAAUGUACCACACUCUCAAAACUUUACUCCAUUUAAUCAACAAGCCGCCCAAUCUUUCUCUCACUUAUAUGACAAUGGUCCUGGACCUAGCUUUAAUCACGGUGGUGGUGCUAAAAAACGUCAUACGAUCAAUGUUUGGGACAAUGAUAUGCUCAAUACCAAUUUGAACUCAAAUAAUCAGAGAUUUAGACCCUAUAUGGGUCCAAAACCUCAACCAGUGAGUGCACCAAAACCCCUCAUGAGUAUCAAACCAAGCAUAGGCCACCGUAUCCAAGGAUUUUCUCAAAAUGCUCGCAAAAAUUUCAAUCCAACUAAGGUGACUAAACCUAAGGGUAAACCGCAAAACAAGGCCAAGCCCAGCCAUGCCAAUGCGGCGUCAUUGAAAAAAGCUUUGGUAACCUCUAAGGAGAAACCGAAGGAACCGGAGGUCUUGCGUGCCGAUCAAGUGCCUUCCAAGCAAAUGACCGGCCGCUUGGAGCUAGCGCUGGGCGCGAUAUUGAAAGAGAUGAGACAAAGUUUUUGCACUAGCGAAGAAUGCACGUUGUUGUUUAAUGCUAAACAUAUUCAGCGUGUAAUCAAAAACUUAAUCCGCAAAAGGCUAAGAGAUCUUAUGCUCAACAAAGUCGUCGGACGGUUUGCCGAAAUUGUCGCUUUAUACCGUGAGAAUUUUCCACAAAAGACCGACAAGGAAAUUUUCGAUUCUGCUGUAAUGACUUCAGGUACAAAUGAGAAAUAUAUGAGAUAUAGUGUUAAUAGACUAAUGACAAUGAAAUUGGAUGAAAUGUUCAUGAAGCUGCAAGAAUUUUACGGAGGUAAUAGAGAUGAGGGAAUUGCAAAAAUUAUUGAGUCCCGUCCGAGCAGCGUUACGGAAAUACCUAAAGAUAAAGACAAAGAUGAAGCAACAAUGACUCUAGAAAGACAAUUUUAUGAUACAUUAGUAGACACGUUACUCGAGGUAAAAUUGCCGAAAGUCCUACCGAAUUACACCGAAAGAAUAAUAAAAUUAUUAGAAAAUGACGAAGAAAUAAAAAAGGCUAAACAGUUGGCUAAGAAAGCAAGUCAAAACACCAAUGACGAAUCUGCUCCAAUCGAAAUAAAUGACAGUGAAACUGAAAACGAGGAGGUAAAAGCCCAACCCACAAAAAAUUCUGACAAUACAGAAGAUGAAGAGGGACAAUCCAAAGAAAGUAGUUCUGCUACAGAACAAGCAAAUAAUGGGGAAGGAACUCAAAUUGAUGAAACUAAAAAUGAUAAUGACGGUGUUGAAACAAACACUGCUAAAACUGGUUCAAAUGUACCUACUGAACCGAUAUCUAUAGCUUCUCAAUACUUUGUGAAGGUAUUUGGACAGCCAAUUCUCCCUAAUAGAGCUGAUGCAUAUAAAUUCCUAAAUCAGUUCAACGCUGUAAGCAUAAAGAAGCAUAAAGUUAUUCAAAAUCUAUUGGUGGUAGAAUUUAAAAAUGAGAAAGACUUGCAAAAUGCAAUAGCUAACAGCGGGGCCGUUGUAGGAAGUUCAAAACUUAUAAUAAAGGCAAAUGAAAAUCAGGAACACAACACUUCGUCUUCAUCUCUAAAAGAUGAUGAAGCAGGUAAAAAUACAUCCACAUCAAAAGAGAUCAUAACACCAGACCUUGAAGAUCAAAUUAGUGAUUUGCUUUCGUCUAUUCGUAAAGCAGAUGAAGAACAAAGAAGUGAUAACAUUAAAACUGAAGACAUAUCGCAAGAAGGAAAAGAUAUCAAAGAAGUGAAAAAAGAAACGCAAGGAACUAACGUCUACUCUCCUAGCAAUAUGCAUGACGAGGAUUCUCAGGGUCUGGAAACAAUUCAGGAAGACGCAGAAAACAAAAUCGCUGAAGAUAACAAAGCAACCCCCGAAAAUGCUUCUGAAGAUCUAGAAACACAAGGCGAUGGAAAUGACAAAGCCAUAAAAAAUAAAGAAACUGGCAAAGGCACACCAAUGAAGGCCACUUCUCGUCUGAGUAAUGUUACACCCAGUGCUAUUAGAACUAGACGCGCCAGCAGACUUGCGCAAAAUAAUUAG
Parnassius mnemosyne (clouded apollo) is the source of this 2226-nucleotide messenger RNA. The record is from the annotation of a GenBank genome assembly. NCBI's taxonomy places the organism in Eukaryota, Metazoa, Arthropoda, Insecta, Lepidoptera, Papilionidae.